Messenger RNA from Mytilus californianus (California mussel), 2467 nucleotides. RefSeq lists its product as uncharacterized. The coding region runs from base 154 to 1566 and encodes 470 amino acids. Lineage: Eukaryota; Metazoa; Mollusca; Bivalvia; Mytilida; Mytilidae. The record is from RefSeq and is a predicted model, not a curated record. The transcript is spliced from 3 exons.
AAGAUAUGCCGGGUUGAAAGGUCAUCAAGUAUAAUAAUCCACGUUUCAAAAAAAAGAUAAAAAUGUAGUUGAAGGAAUAGGAUAUAAAAAUGCGAGAAAGGACAUUUUCCGGUAUACAUUUUAUACACAAAUAAGUAAGAAAAAACGGAAACAAUGAAGCUCAAGUGUACACGUUUGUUACCGGUGUUCCUCUUCAUCAAUAUUUAUAUAUUGUCUUUCAGUGGAUCUGGAGCAAACAACACAACAGCAAUUUCUACUAGUCCAACUUCGUCGCAACCUUCUACGAUCACAGUUUCCUCAUCACAACCUACUACAAAUGCAACUCCAACUGUAAAAUCAAACGCUGUAACAUUAAGCAAUGCCACUAAUACCAGUAAAAUUAUCGUUAUUUCAUCCGAACAGAGUCCGAUGAACGAUUCAAGUACCGAUAACAAUAACAAUACAAACAGGGUAACAACUUCAUCGUUAUCGGACAUAUCAUCCAAAGUAACUGGUGUUUCGACACCAAAAUCAAGUUUUAAAAUGACAGGUACAACAACGGAAUUACUAACAACUGCGAAAACAAACUUGACUUCUACAAAUAGAACGACAGUCAAAACAACAAUGCAACCAAAAAGUCAUUCAUCACCAAAACCAAGUAAUUCUCCAGGUACAACAAUAAGUUCUACAUUGUCGACUCCCUUUACGGCAAAAUCAAGUAAUUCUCCAGGUACAACAAUAAGUUCUACAUUGUCGACUCCCUCUACGGCAAAAUCAAGUAAUUCUCCAGGUACAACAAUAAGUUCUACAUUGUCGACUCCCUCUACAGCAAAAUCAAGUAUUUCGCUAGGUUCAACAAGAAGUUCUACAUUGUCGACUCCCUCUGCGACAAAACCAAGUAUUUCUUUAAGUAAAACAACAAGUUCUAAACUGGCGACUCCUACUACGACAGAACCAACAACAGCAACAACAACAAAUCAAGCAACAACAACAACAAAUCAAACAACAACAACAAAUACAACAGUGGUAAAAAGUAGCACACCUGUUCCAAAUCCACCCAGUGCUUCAAUGACAGAACACACAAUGACAAGAGCAAACGACACUAAAAUAAGUGAUAAAUCAACAAAGCAACCAGCAUCAACAACAUCAACAAACCUUACUACACUAAACACUAAAGUAAUAACAUCUCCUAGUGUUGAAAAACUGACGUCAGGGAGUAUCUCAACAACUGCUAGAGUUUCGUCGUCGGCAAGCACUUUGCCAGCAUCUUCAAAAAGAACGACUACAUCAAAUACAGCAAAUUCACUGAUAGCUACAAGUUCGACUGAAUCAAGCACUUUUGCAGCAACAAAACCCCAACAUAGUAGUCAGGGGAAGUCGAGUGGAAUGAGUAAAGGUGGUAAAGCGGCUCUUGCAAUCUUCAUUAUACUUGUUGUGGUGGCUAUUGCAGUUGUAAGCGUACUGUUUUACAGACGGAAGUACGGUAGUCUUCGAGAUCGAUGGGAUACCCUAAGACCUAAUUCUUCUGUGGCAUAUAAACGAUACACCGACGACGACGGAAUAAAAAUGGGUGUUUACGGAAAUUGAAUAUUUUAUCCAGAACUUUAAGAGCUUGAAUUCUGCAUAGGAACUAUUAUUUCCGGCUUAUUAUGUACAAUUCACCGAUAUAACAGUUGUUCAUGAAAGAAAACUGUGCCGUCUGCACAAAAACUACAGUUUGGUAUUUGAAAUAUAUAUGUUAUACUUUCGCACUGGAAUGAGGAUUUUUGUUUCAUUUUUGCUCUUACGUUUCUCCCAAGAGUAAUGCUCGGCUUGCUUGCUGAUCAGUAUCAGGAAUUUCUUUCGUCACAAAACAUUUUUGCAGAAAUAUCAAGAUGUGUUUAUGUAAGAGUGUGUGUGUUUGUUCGAGAAAAAUAUUUUAACUUUUAACAGCUAUUCCACCUUAAAUUACUGAUAUUGGAUUUUGACCAUUAUAGACCAUCCAAGUCUCGUCGUAUUUGUUAUCAUGAAAAUGUUGGUAUGUUAUAUGUUGUUAAUUUACUCGUAGUUCAUAAUCAAGAGUACAUGUCUAUGGAGAUCAUUAUUCUAGUGACGCGUUUUGCUUUGUUGUUUUUAAUAUGUAUACUGUAUUUUUAUAUCGAGUUUAUUAUGUUUUAAAAUCAUUUUAGAAGCUUUAGAUGUAUAAAUAUAAUAUUGCGUAUGCAAGUUUUCAAGAGAAGACUUUAAAAUCGAUUUCCUACGACAUCAGCUCCCAGUUAGGUUUAAGGAGGCUUUUUUAUCAACUGUUUGAUUUGUAUAAAUAUGAUAUAGUGAUUUCUGAUACUGAUUGUAUUUUUGUAGGAUUCACAUCAGGGUUUUAAUUAGCUAUUUCUUUACUCUGUAGAAUCGUGUUAAUUACUGAAAUAACUAGUGAAUUUUAUAUUUCAUCACCAUAAUUUGUAAUUGUAUGACAAGUAAAUUUGCAAAUUUAAAGAAACUCCUUAUUGUU